Molecule: messenger RNA, 1006 nt
Organism: Lecanosticta acicola
Lineage: Eukaryota; Fungi; Ascomycota; Dothideomycetes; Mycosphaerellales; Mycosphaerellaceae
Source: the annotation of a GenBank genome assembly
AUGGACGCCAAGACGCUGUCUGAGACCGGAAAGCAGAUUCACAAGGCCUCGGAAUCUGGCGAUCCCGGUGCGACAAUUCUGGCCCUUCUGAAACCACUCGAGAACUUCACAGCGACUGAGGACCUGCUACGACAGUCGAAGAUUGGAAUCUAUGUCACGAAACUGCGCCAAAACAAGGAUCCGCAGGUGCAACAAGAGGCGGCGCGACUUGUGAAUCGGUGGAAGCAGGAGGUGAACUCGAAGAAGAAGAAGGCAGAUGGCAGCCCUGCUCCAACAAAUCGGGCUGUAAAUGGCGCAGCAGCGCAUGCGAACGGUCGGAGCAGUGGAACGAACAGCCCAGCGCCGCAGUCAUCGAAGAUGGAGAUCAAGAAGGACCCAGGCGCAAUGCGAAAGAGCACGGUCGACCCUGAGAAGCGGAAUACGAACACGGAUACGGUUGACUACAAGCUUACUGGUGAUGCGACGCGCGAUGGCUGCCUCAAGCUGAUGUAUGAUGGCAUAGCGUUCAUGUCACAGGAGCCACCAGAGGCAGUACUGGAUGUGGCCCAGAAGGUCGAGUAUGCCGCAUUCACCCACUUCAAACAGAAGACGAGUCCGGAGUACAAGACCAAGAUGCGGAGUCUCUUCCAGAAUCUCAAGAUGAAGGGUAACACACUCCUGCGCAAGGACGUCUUCAGCAUGAAGAUUCAACCGAACAAGUUCGUCACCAUGACAUCGGAUGAGCUCAAGUCGGAGGAGAAGCGUGCGCAGGAUGCGGCGCUCGAGAAGGAGAAUAUGAACAAGGCGAUGACUGCGGUGGAAGAGAAGGCCAUCUCGACGACCUUCACAUGUAGCAAGUGCAAGCAGAGCAAGGUCGCCUACACACAAGCGCAGACCCGGUCGGCCGAUGAACCUCUCACAACCUUCUGUGAAUGCACAGUCUGCGGAAACAAGUGGAAGUGUGAGUAUCCCUUUGCGAUCCUUCACCGAUGGAAGAAUCUUGCUAAUAUCCUCAACAGUCUCUUAA